Closterium sp. Naga37s-1 is the source of this 3237-nucleotide messenger RNA. Lineage: Eukaryota; Viridiplantae; Streptophyta; Zygnematophyceae; Desmidiales; Closteriaceae. The record is from the annotation of a GenBank genome assembly.
AUGGGGGAAACGUGUUAUCAGGUCGUCGCGGCCUGCGCGUGUCUACUGCUGCUCCUAUCCUACGCGUCCGCUAAUGCUCCCUCGUCCGAGCCGCCUUCCACCCAUGAAUCGGCUUCUUCUUCCAGACCAGCCCCUUCUCCCAAACCGGCUGAUGCUCCCAAACCUGCUCUCGCUCCCGAACCUGCUCUCGCUCCCAAACCUGCUCUCGCUCCAAAACCGGCUCUCGCUCCCAAGCCUGCGCACGCUCCCAAACCUGCUCUCGCUCCCAAGCCUUCUCUCGCUCCCAAGCCUUCUCUCGCUCCCAAGCCUGCUCUCGCUCCCAAACCUGCUCUCGCUCCCAAGCCCGCUCUCGCUCCCAAACCUGCUCUCGCUCCUAAGCCCUCUGCCUCCGUCAAAGCAGCCGGUUCACCCGAGCCUGCUCUUCCCCCAAAGCCAUCUCUCGCUCCGAAGCACGCGCCCUCCCCCAAGACCGCCUCCGCGGCCGCGCCUUCCUCCAAGUCCGCCCCCGCGCCCGCGGAGCCAAAGACCGCGCGGGUGAUCGCGGCGGAGGAGGCGAAGCUGGAGGCGGAGCUGACGCCGGAGAACCUGAAGAAGCUGCGCAAGGAAGGCGCGAAGGUGUUGACGGAGGCGAACGUCCAGAUGCUGACGGAGACGGAUCCGUCAAGUCUGACGGAGGAGGACGGAGACGAGUAUUUCCACUUCCACCACGUGGCGCACAUGGCGCAUCUGGCGCACAUGGCGCACCUCGCGCAGCUGCAGAGCAUGGAGGCGCACAACCAAGCGCAAGCCCCGGCGCAACCGGUUCCGCAGGUCGCAAAGACUUCGGGGAAGAAGGCUGACGGCGCCGCGGAAACGACGGGCGAGAAGAAUGCCGGCGCGCGGAGCGUGGAGACCCCCAACACGGUGAUUAAAGCCGCUGGGAUUGAGGGCCAGGACGUCCGCGAUAUUGAGAACGACAUCCUCGUUACUGACGACGUGAGAGUCACCGGCAAGGAGAUAGGUGUACCCGCUAUAACAGCAUCCGUCAAGAUUCCGAGCUCCGAAGCGGAUCUCAGUCCCAAGGGCGUCGUGGCGGCUGCGGAUGAAGCGGGCGACAUCGAGGCGACAGAUGCGAAGGAGACCGAUGCGAAGGCGACAGUUGCGAAGGCGACAGUUGUUAAGGGCGACGCGAAGGCUACCGACGCAAAGGCGACAGUUGCGGAGGGCGACGCUAAGGCUACCGACGCAAAGGCGACAGAUGCGAAGGGCGAUGCGAAGGCGACCAAUGCGAAGGGCGACGCGAAGGCGGCAGAUGCGAAGGCUAAGGCCGACGGGAACGCUACCGACGCGAAUUGUGAGACGAAGGGCGAGGCCAAGGCUACAGCUGCGGACGAUGGUAUCAAGGCUACAGAUGCGAAGGCCGCGAAUGGCGCCGAUGAGAGCGGGGCGUCGAAACUGGCGGGCGUGAAAUCGAUGACCAGCGCUGACGCGGAUUACCCUGACGCCGCCGGCAGCGGCGGCGCCUCAUCGGGCAGUAAGUACGUCAAGACUGCAAUUGGUGGCGCCAAAACAGAGGUCGACAGUAGCGCGUACGAGGAGGAGAGCUGUCCCGCGGCACCGCUGGAUCAGUGCGACUUCUACUUCGAGGGGCACCCCGAGGACGUCCCCGUGUUCCGCCUCGAUAACGUCACACCCGAUACCGCUAUAAGCCCGCCGCUCGUGUCGAGCCGCAUUCAGCAGAUAAUCGAGGUGGAUCGCAGCGGCGCGGCGCAGUUCCUGUGCGCCAUGGACGGCGUGCGCGGCGACGACAACCAGUUCUACCUCACCAAGCAGCAAUCCACGCUGCACGUCCGCACCUUCCAAACGCGUGCCGAGAAGGCGAAAACGACUACGAGCAAGCACCAGACCUCAGGGUUGCUAUCGUUGCUCACCCCCCCACGUCCCCGUCUUCCCCUCCCCGCCCGCCCGCAGCUGUCCUCGCCGCGCGACAAGUUCGAGUCGCGGUGCGUGAAGCUGUGGAUCGUGAACGCGCAGAUUCCGGCGCCCAACGGCUCGGUGGUCAACACGGCGCCGGGCGACGAGCUGCAAAAAGACUACCCCGACGCGCGCCGUUGCGUCGUCUUUAAAACCGGCCCCGUCGCGCCGCAGUCCGUGUCGUGCGGCCGCCAGCCCGUCUUCGCGCAAGCCGUCGGCUCCCCGCCGGGGGACCUCGUCGUGCGCCCGUCUGCGCCUUCCCCGCCUUCCGCGCCGGGUGCGCCCCGCGCGCCGGGUUCUCCGCCUUCUUCCCCCGACAGCCCGCCAGGGGAAGACUCUCCGCCCUCCUCCCCGCCCUCUACCAAGACGAGUACCGACAGCCCGCCCUCCCGCUCCCCCUCGUCCCCCCCUUCCCCCGACUCCCCCUCCUCCCCCGGAACCCCCGACCGUCCCCCCUUGACGAAGAUUCAGACCUUGCAGCCGCCUUCCCCGCCCAAGCCCUCCCCUUCCCCGCGUGCUCCCGGUUCCCCCCCUGGCGUGCCUUCCACCGACCUCCCGCCCACGCCCCCGCACGCGCAGGUACUCAUUCCCCCCCUGGCAACCACCAAGACCCAGUCGCCCCCGCCCCGCACGUCCUCCCCGCCCCCGCCCACACCUUCCCCCGACUCCCCCUCCGGGCCAGUCACCCCCCAGUCCACCCCCAACACCCCCGACGACACUCCCCCCGAAUCUCCCCCCGAAUCUCCCCCCGAGUCUCCCCCUGAGGAUUCCCCCGAGGCUCCCCCCGCGCCCAUUCCCCCUGCGGAGUUCCCCAAGCCCACAGGGCCGUGUAAGAUGAUGUGCCCAGCCAACCCCCUGUCUCUCUGCGACUUCUACUUCGAGCAGCAUCAGACCGCCGUGCCCCUCUUCCACCUCAACGGCACUGUUCCCGACUCGGCCAUCAGCCCUGCACUAAAGACAAACAAGCUGCCGCCCGGGAAGUACGUCGAGGUGGAUUCUGUGGACCACAACCGGCUGCAGAUUUUGUCCUGUGUGGAUUACACGUCGGCGCCGGCGAGCUACAGGGAGAUGUUUUACGUGACGGGGCAGAUCGGGCGGCUGCACCGGCGGGCCACGGAUGGCGAGAGCAUGCUGGGGUUCUAUGACGGGGCAUGCGUGCGCGUGAAGCUGCAGUCGCUGCAGCUGGCUUAUAACGAGACGAAUGUGAUUAAUCUGAAUCCUGGAGAUGGGAACAAGGAGUUUCCGGAGUCGAGGCGAUGCAUCGUGUUCAAAACGGCCGUGUGA